AAAUACUACAUAUCUACAGCACGAGAACUAUCAAGACUAGGUGGAGUACAUCAAGCUCCAAUUUUACAACAUUUUUCUGAAUCUAUUUUAGGUUCAACCACAAUCAGGUGCUUCAAUCAAGAAGAAAUAUUUAUGGACAAAAAAUUCAAGCUAGUAGAUAUGUAUUCUCGGCCCAAGUUUCAUUUCUCUAGUGCUAUGGAAUGGUUAUGCUUCCGUUUGAAUUUGCUGGCAUCCAUCACAUACGCCAUUUUUUUGGUUUUCUUGAUCUUAGUGCCAAAGGGAGCACUCAGUCCUGGUAUUGCAGGUUUAGCAAUCACAUAUGGGUUGAGUUUCAGUAUGCAUGGGGUCGUUUGGAAUCUUAGUAAUCUUGAGAAUAAAAUCAUAUCUGUUGAAAGAAUAUUGCAGUAUGCUUGUAUGCCUAGUGAACCCCCUCUAUUGGUAGAAGAAAAUAGGCCAGAGCAUGAAUGGCCAUCACAAGGAAAAGUUGAUAUUGUUGAUGUGCAAAUCCGGUAUGCCCCACAUCUUCCUCUUGUCUUACGAGGUAUCACAUGUACUUUCCCCGGAGGGAUGAAGAUUGGCAUCGUUGGGCGAACAGGAAGUGGUAAAUCAACACUUGUACAAGCUCUCUUCCGUAUGCUUGAACCUACAACCGGUUAGAUUUUGAUAGAUGGUAUCAACAUCUCCAACAUUGGUCUUCAUGACUUACGAUCAAGAUUGAGCAUCAUCCCGCAAGACCCCACAAUGUUUGAAGGGACUCUAAGAAGUAAUCUUGAUCCACUUGAAGAGUACACCGAUGAACAGAUAUGGGAGUCUUUAGAUAGAUGCCAGCUUAGUGAUGAAGUAAGAAAGAAAGAAGGGAAGCUUGAUUCAGCUGUGACUGAGAAUGGAGAGAAUUGGAGCAUGGGUCAAAGGCAACUAGUUUGUUUAGGACAUGUAUUACUUAAGAGGAGCAAAGUGUUAGUACUUGAUGAAGCUACUGCAUCAAUGGAUACUGCAACUGACUAUCUAAUUCAGCAAACACUUAAUCAACAAUUCUCAAGAUCUACUAUCAUCACAAUUGCUCAUAGGAUAACAUCUAUUCUUGAUAUUGAUAUGGUCCUCCUUCUUGAUAAUGGCAUUAUAGUGGAAUAUGAUUCCCCAGCCAAAUUACUAGAGAACAAGUCCUCAUUAUUUGCAAAGCUUGUUAAGGAGUAUACUCAAAGAAUUAGUACCUAGUUUUUUAAGGUUAAAUUAGUGAGUUUUGAAUGUUCAAAUUAAGGAAGUUGCUGAUUUUCUUGCUAAAGAUGCAGCAAAAUCAAGCGAUUUGGAUACCAAUAUUCUUUUCUCUACACACCUAUGUUCAGAAAUUGGUCAUGAUGCAGAAUCG
Messenger RNA from Macadamia integrifolia, 1366 nucleotides. Its product is annotated as ABC transporter C family member 3-like. The record is from RefSeq and is a predicted model, not a curated record. Gene Ontology annotation, cellular component: vacuolar membrane; plant-type vacuole. Gene Ontology annotation, molecular function: ATP hydrolysis activity; ATPase-coupled transmembrane transporter activity; ATP binding. Gene Ontology annotation, biological process: transmembrane transport. The coding region runs from base 742 to 1215 and encodes 157 amino acids. Lineage: Eukaryota; Viridiplantae; Streptophyta; Magnoliopsida; Proteales; Proteaceae. The transcript is spliced from 6 exons.